Molecule: messenger RNA, 2735 nt
Organism: Tauraco erythrolophus (red-crested turaco)
Lineage: Eukaryota; Metazoa; Chordata; Aves; Musophagiformes; Musophagidae
Source: RefSeq, a predicted model, not a curated record
AGAAACUGACAGAAACAUGUGAUUUAGUACGCCUGUUGGACAAAACAACGAGUAACCUUCGCACCUGGUUGGCCCAGAUCGAGUUUGAGCUUUCCAAGCCUGUCAUUUAUGACAUCUGUGAUGACCAAGAAAUCCAGAAGAGACUGGCAGAACAGCAGGAUCUGCAACGAGACAUAGAGCAACACACUGCAGGAGUGGAAUCCGUGUUUAAUAUUUGUGAAGUCCUGCUGCAUGAUUCAGAUGCAUGUGCUAACGAGACGCAGUGUGACUCCAUCCAGCAGACUAGCAGGAGUUUGGACAGACGGUGGAGAAACAUUUGUGCCAUGUCUAUGGAAAGGCGGAUUAAAAUCGAGGAAACCUCGCGCCUAUGGCAAAAGUUUUCGGAGGACUAUUCUUGCUUUGAAGAUUGGCUGAAAACAUCUGAAAUUGUAGCAGCUAAGCCUAAUUCUUCAGAGGUUUUGUACAUACAUGCAAAGGAGGAGCUGAAGAAAUUUGAGGCAUUCCAGCGGCAAAUUCAUGAACGACUCACUCAAUUGGAGCUGAUCAAUAAGCAGUACAGGCGCCUUGCCCGCGAGAACCGCACGGACUCAGCCAGCAAAUUGAAGCAGAUGGUAUAUGAAGGCAACCAGCGCUGGGAUAAUCUCCAGAAACGAGUUGUUGCCAUUCUGAGGAGGCUCAAGCACUUCACCAAUCGGAGAGAGGAGUUUGAGGGCAUGAGGGAAGGCAUCCUUGUUUGGCUCACAGAAAUGGACCUCCAGCUGACAAACGUGGAGCACUUCUCAAAAAGUAACUUCGGUGACAAAAUGCGCCAGUUAAAUGGUUUCCAGCAGGAAAUAACACUAAACACCAACAAGAUUGAUCAGCUAAUAGUUUUUGGGGAGCAGUUGAUUCAGAAGAGUGAGCCUUUGGAUGCUACCCUGAUCGAAGACGAAUUGGAAGAACUUCAUAGAUACUGCCAGGAAGUGUUUGGGCGAGUUGCCCGAUUUCAUCAAAGACUGACUUCAAAGCAUCCUGAAUUGGAUGAUGAAAACGAAACCUCUGAAAAUGAGACAGAUCCAGAAGACUCCAGAGAAAUCCAGCAUGAUCCCUGGCAUAAGAAGGCUAUCAGUGAGGGGCCCUCACAGUCCCUUUGCCACCUUAUGCCCCCUACCCAAGGUCAUGAAAGAUCAGGCCGUGAAACCCCUGUCAGUGUUGACUCCAUCCCACUCGAGUGGGAUCACACAGGGGAUGUGGGAGGUUCUUCCUCUCAUGAAGACGAAGAAGAAGCAACAUACUACAGUUCUCUGUCAGAUGUAGAAAUCACUGAAAAUCCUGAGGCAUAUCUUAAAAUGACCACAAAAACUUUGAAAGCAUCUUCUGAAAAGUCUCUUUCAGAAGCUCAUCCUUGGCAUUCUCCAGGUAGCCCAGUCUGCAGGAAACACCCAUACAACCAGGCAGAGAUGGUUGGAAAUGUGUUGUCUGAUCCAGAGGCAAGUACUCCCUAUAAGCCAGACUAUGGCUCACUCACCAAAAUGUCAUUCCAGGUGAAGAAGCUCAGCUCUGCAAGCAGCAACAGCAGCAACAAGGAGAAAAUUACCUCUCCUGAAAUGAGCAGUGGAGAACCCCAAGCUGACAACGAGCUUGUGAAUAAAGCAGCUGCAGAGCAGCAGUCGGGCAUUAUUGGUGGGUGGGAGCUCCUCCACGCUCAAGACCUCAGAAGUAAACUUAGGAUGAAAGAAAAAGCGCAGCUGUGGCAGCAGCUGAACUCAGAUCUCAGUGAUGUCUCUGCUUGGCUUGAUAAAACUGAGACAGAGCUGGAAGAGCUGCAAAAAGCAAAACCUCCAACCAGCAUGCAGGAGUUGAAACAAAAGGUCAAGAAAUUGAAAGACAUGCUUAAAGCAUUUGAUAACUACAAGACGGUGGUGCUUUCUGUUAACCUGAAGAGCAAAGAAUUCCGGAAAGCGGAUAGCACAGAGUUCAAAGAGCUUCAGAACAGGCUUCGGAAGGUGAACUUGCGUUUGGAGAAAGAAACUCAUGCAUUAAACAACUGGAGGAAAGGUUUACAGCAAGCCCUGCUGCAUUCUCAGACAAAGCCAGGUGAAAGCACUGCAAAAGUGGUUUUUCUCUUAUGUGCAACUCUUUUGUUUCUCUAGGACUUCCAUGAUCAGAGCCAAAAACUAAUCCUGUGGUUAGCAAGUGCUGAUAGCCGAAGGAAUAAAGCGCAAAUCACAAAUCCAAAUGCUGACCUCAGUACGAUACUGGAAUGCCAAAAGGAUCUAAAGCAACUGGAGAAAGAGGUGCUGGAAAAGCAGCUCGAUAUAAACUCACUUCAAGAACUCACUGCUUACCUGCUGCUUAAAUCAGAUGGUGGUCACAUUGAAGCUGAUGAGAAGGUCCAUGCAAUUGGAUGGAAAUUGAAACAGCUUAUUGAACAAGUUUCACAUGACUUAAAAACAGUACAAAGAAAUCUGGUUGUGCAUAGUAAAUCAUUUCUUUAUGCUGGAGAACCAGAGCAUCUGUUUACCACUAGAGGCGAACGCCAUCCACAACCUAUUGAAGCGAUUCCUGCAUCUCCCUCCUUCAUUUACCGGGUAUUACGAGCGUCUUUACUUUUUAUAUUGCUCCAGCUACUGCUUUUACUUCUGGCUUGCACGAUUGGAUCUCCGGAGGAACACUACAGCUGCACCAGGGCAAACAAUUUCGCCCGUUCUUUCUAUCCCAUGCUGCAAUACCCCAAUGGGCCUCCACCAACUUAG